GGAGGGGGGGGUGCUGGGUGUGGGGCGGCUCCAGGGCCGGGGAUGGCGGUUGCUGUGGCUCCAGGACGACCGGGAGGAGCCCAGGGAGCGCUGUGAGAUGGGCCGACUCCCAAAACAGCCGGGAGGACGCUUACCACAGCUGCUUGGAAGCACCACCAGAAGUUCAGGUUACUUUUCUUUGCCUCUGAUUUGUUCCCUAGCAGAUGUGGGCACCCCAGCCAACAGCAGAGAGGGGUGCAGGGAAGCCACAGAGAAGCCCCUUCUGAUGUCCCAAGGAGCAAGCCAGCCCCUUCCAGGCUUCAGGAACACCACAAAACAAUAUGAAACCUGUUCAUGAGAGGAGUCAGGAAUGUCUUCCACCAAAGAAACGAGACCUCCCCGUGACCAGCGAGGAUAUGGGGCGGACUACCAGCUGUUCCACAAACCACACACCCUCCAGUGAUGCCUCUGAAUGGUCCCGAGGGGUUGUGGUGGCUGGGCAGAGCCAGGCUGGAGCCAGAGUCAGCCUGGGGGGUGAUGGAUCUGAAGCUAUCACUGGUCUGACGGUAGACCAGUAUGGCAUGCUGUAUAAGGUGGCUGUGCCACCUGCCACCUUCUCACCCACUGGCCUCCCAUCUGUGGUGAACAUGAGCCCCUUGCCCCCCACGUUUAAUGUAGCGUCUUCACUGAUUCAACAUCCAGGAAUCCACUAUCCCCCAAUCCACUAUGCUCAGCUCCCAUCCACCUCACUGCAGUUUAUCGGGUCUCCUUAUAGCCUUCCUUAUGCUGUGCCACCUAAUUUCCUACCAAGUCCCCUCCUUUCUCCUUCUGCCAAUCUUGCCACUUCUCACCUUCCACACUUUGUGCCAUAUGCUUCACUCCUGGCAGAAGAAGCCACUCCUCCCCCCCAGCCUUCAUCCCCAGCCCAUUCAUUUAACAAAACCCCCACUGCCGCCUCCCCGCCUGGGCAGUUGCCACAUCACUCAAGUACUCAGCCACUGGACCUCGCUCCAGGCCGGUUGCCCAUUUAUUAUCAGAUGUCUAGGCUACCUGGUGGGUAUACCUUGCAUGAAAACCCUCCAACAGGUGCCAGCCCAGUUCUUACCCCUCAGGAGGGCCAGUCUGCUCUGGAAGCAGCUGCUGCCAAUGGAGGACAGAGACAACGAGAGCGAAAUUUAGUAAGACGGGAAAGUGAAGCCCUUGACUCCCUGAGCAGCAAGGGUGAAAGCCAAGGACUGGUGCCAGUGGUAGAAUGUGUGGUGGAUGGACAAUUGUUUUCAGGUUCUCAGACUUCACGGGUAGAGGUGACGGCACCAGCACAUCGAGGGACUCCAGACACCGACCUUGAGGUCCAGCGGGUAGUUGGCGCUUUAGCUUCUCAGGACUAUCGUGUGGUGGCAGCUCAGAGGAAAGAUGAAUCCAGCCCCCUCAACCUGUCCCAUCAUACUCCUGACCAUCAGGGUGAGGGACGAGGGUCAGCCAGGAACCCUGCAGAGGUGGCAGAGAAGAAUCAGGCCCGUGGGUUCUACCCUCAAUCCCAUCAGGAACCAGUAAAACAUAGACUUUUACCCAAAGCGAUGGUUGUUGCCAAUGGCAACCUGGUGCCCACUGGAACUGACCCAGGCCUGCUGCCUGUGGGCUCUGAGAUCCUGGUGGCAUCAAGUCUGGACAUGCAGGCCAGAGCCUUCCCAGACAAGGAGCCAACGCCACCCCCUAUUACCUCUUCCCACUUGCCCUCCCAUUUCAUGAAAGGCGCCAUCAUCCAGCUGGCUACAGGGGAGCUGAAGCGGGUAGAGGACCUCCAGACCCAGGAUUUUGUGCGCAGUGCCGAAGUGAGCGGGGGGCUGAAGAUUGACUCAAGUACGGUUGUGGACAUUCAGGAGAGCCAAUGGCCUGGAUUUGUCAUGCUGCAUUUUGUGGUUGGUGAGCAGCAGAGCAAAGUGAGCAUUGAGGUGCCCCCCGAGCACCCCUUCUUUGUAUAUGGCCAGGGUUGGUCGUCCUGCAGCCCUGGGCGGACUGCACAACUCUUCUCUCUGUCCUGCCAUCGACUACAGGUGGGAGAUGUCUGCAUCUCUAUCAGUUUACAGAGCUUGAACAGUAACUCGGUUUCUCAGGCCAGCUGUGCUCCCCCAGGCCAGUUGGGUCCCUCCCGAGAAAGGCCUGAGAGAACAGUCUUGGGACCCAGAGACCUGUGUGACAGUGAGGGGAAGAGCCAGCCCACAGGAGAGGGCUCCCAUGUGGUAGAGCCCUCCCAGCCUGAGCCUGGUGCUCAGGCCUGCUGGCCAGCCCCAAACUUCCAAAGAUACAGCGUGCAAGGGGAGGAGGCACGGGCUGGACUGCUCCGUCCCUCUUUCAUUCCACAAGAGAUAUCUAUGGCUGGGUGUGUGGGAGAGGAGCACCCUCAUCGCAGAACUCUGCUUGAUCCUCUGCUUCAGCCCUUUCCCAUCUCUCCUCACCAUUCCUCCUCUGAGGCUUCUAGCAGCUUGGAGGCCAGGAGAGAGAGAAGCCCUUCGAGAGUUCAGAGUGGAGUUCUGCCUUGCCAGGGACCCAGUCAGGGGACUUUGGAGAAAGACCUCACAGCCAGGUGACUGGGCUCUUGGUAGGGCUUCUGGAAAGGUAGCUGACCUAACAGAGCUCCUCCUACUUGGUAUACUGGGCCUGCUUUGAGAUUUUUGUCGAGUCUCUAGUUGGUAAUGGUGACUUUGGUAAGAGUCAGUGGACCUUUUCCCCAGGCACCUACACCCCUCUGUUGUCUGUCUACGUUGUGCCUAAGUGCCUGCACUGCCCCCACCCUUCUGCCACUCUAGCCUCUGCAUGGUGUCUUGAGCUGGGCCUUGUGUAGCUGCACUGCCUUUCCUCUUCUGCAAAAGUGGCUUUGUCCACUCUGACCAAGACCUCUAGUUUCCGUUAUGUAGGGGUCCCUGGUUUCCCCAUCAGCUGAAGUCUGUUUUUAAGAACUCUAAGUCACGGCCCCUCCUCUUUUACUGCCACAUAUCUUGGGGCAGAAACAAAAAGGGAACCAUUUUCUGGACCAGGGCAGAUGCACCUGGCUAGGCAAUUCCCAUUCUGGUAUUUUCACAUGUCUCCCUCUUGUGUUAUUUCACUGCCUCUCCUAGCAUUCAGUUCUCUCUAAGCCAUCCCCUCCCACUGCCAGCUCUAAGGAUCUAGGAUAGUCUUAGUAACAUUUUAAUACCUAAAGUAUAUUUCAUUUCAUGAUGGUAUUUUCCUGUGCACAGAGUAUUUUCAAUCUUAGUUGCAUGUGCUACCCUUUGUCUUAAACCCACAUUUCCCCCCCCACACACACAACUUUUAGUAUCAGUUUGGACUGUGGGAUUCUACUGGGUAUUGGGAUUUAGGCUCCCCCACCAGCUAUCAGGUGGGUGAGUGAUCUUGUUUGAUUUUACCGAGGGGGUCUUUAGACUCUUGAAGGCAACUCAGGGUAUUGUCCACCCAACUCUCUGGUUAGAUUUCUCCCAGGUAUCAUCCUGGCAUUUCCUUUUAUAAAUGGAAUGGUCAAAGCCUGGCCUGUCAUCAGGAGUCCCAAAUCUCUGAGGUCUGAGUUCUGCUCUGUCAAAGACUGUAGGCAAGUCUUACGACCUCUCUUUCACUUCCUCCCCAGCUGCCAAAUGGGGAUAAAUAAUCUUACCUACCUCCUGGGGGGAGGGGAAGUUCUGAGAAUGGAGUCAUUCUUAGUGUUCAGGUGCUAAAGGUUGUUCCCCUGAAGCUGGCUUGUUUUUCUACAAGCCCUACACUCCACUGUUUUCAUUCCUUGAGAGCAGUUACCUGGUCAGUGAGCUCUGUGGAGUCCAUCCAAAGGCUCCUGACCUGACCACAAGUUCUUCAGUCUCUGGUUUAUGUCAGAACCAAAUACCAACCUUGUACUACAUUUGAGAUCAUGUCCUUUCCUUUUUCUACCCCCAUUCUCUCUGCUGCUUUCUCUGGCUUGUUUCCUACAGUGGGGUCCUGUGGGGUUGAGUCUUGAGGAAUCCCCUCAGAUGAAGUUCUUGGGAGAAGGCCUCAUCUCUGGCUGUUUCUGGAGCAACCUAUUCCUAGGGAUUGUCAUAUGCAUGCGUUUCUCACAAGCAUCCUUCUUCUUAGGAGGGCUCAUUAGCGGAAUAUAGUGACACAGCAGACACUUGAAAUAUCCACCAUGACCCCAACUAAGCUUCUUAUAGGAGCAAACCUGUAGCUAACCAGAUACAGACCAAGUAGUUAAAUUACCCUGCACUCAGGCUAGUUGUGACUUCCCAGUCUGGUAACUCCCAUUGAGUCCUGGAAAAAGAAAUUGUGGGAGACCUUGGCAAGUUGGGCUCUGACCUCUCUGCCAUGGUUCCUCUUCUGUUUCUUGCUGGUGGAGCAAUUCCACUAGCUCCCCAAAUAUUGUGUCAUGUAUGUGUAGCAUGUUAAUACUUGAUUUUGUUGAGCUGCAGAGGUAGCUUGCUUUCAUAAAGUAUAGUCUCCAGGAAAAGAAGCUCUGUGCUCUAAAUCUUGGUCAGAAUUGUCAUUGCCCUUGGCUUUUCCUCUGGUUUACUUUUUUUUUUUCCAGACAGAAGAAGUAAGAGUAAAUUUCCUUAUAGGAGUUACCUAAGUUUGCAAGAGACAUGAGAAUAGUUUUUGGAGAGUGAGCAUUUUAAUGAGAGGUUGUCAACCUUUUGGGAAUGGGCAGUUGACAAAGGGUCAGUCUCUAGUCAAUGGUAGAACAUUCCCAAAGUUUAGGGAUAAAAAAGAGGACUGCUAUACUCUGGAAUUGUACAGAAAUGCCCAUUCCAAUUUGGAAGAAGAGAAACCUGCCAGAUCUUCUUCAAAAGAUCCUAAGACUUAGAUCACCAUUCCUAUGAAGAUUAUUAUACUUGGGAAAAGGGAUCUGGGAGUUCAGAGCUUAGUGUUGUACCCAACAGGAGCAGUCCCAGCAGAUCUAGACUGACCCGUCUACACUCUAGGUCCCAGUUGGUCACAACAUCAUGGGCUUUCCUCUAUGCUGCUUUGCCACUGCUGCUUUUGCUCACUAUCCUGCCUGCUGCCCUCUGUAGCUCCCUGUCCUUCCAUAUCUUUGACCAUGUAAAUUAAAUUCAGGCAUUUGUCUAUUCUUAUCUGUUUUGCCAGUGUUACUAUAUAGCACAGUCAUAUUGAGUAGGGAUGGUAUGAAAUGCUGCUGGUAGGCUGGUGAAUCCAAAGGGAUAUGGCUUCAGUGGUGGUGUCAGGAGCUCUGGCUCCAAAGAUCUGCCUGUCUUGAGAAAGAAAUGAGCAGUUUCUAUGAGAGGGUGUCUUCUGUUGUAUUACUUCUUUCUUUUGAGGUAUCUUGUAUUUUAAAAAUGAGUAGGGGGAACCACAUUAGGGCCUGUGCCAACAUCCCAGCAAGAUUCAUGUAGCUCCAGUGGAUUCUGAGGUUGGGAGAGGGUUUGAAGUUUGGCUGAAGUAACCCCUCCAGUAGGGUUUAGUGUUAUUUUUUUCCAGUGGGCAUCAUUAGGCGAUUUAGGGGAAGCACAGGACGAUAUGAUUUAAACCUGCAAAAAGCAGGCAUAUGGUAGAGUUGACUGAUCACACUGGAGCUGAAAGAGGACAUGAGAUGACUGGGAAAGGACCCAGGUCCAUUGGAGUAAAGAUAACCGGAUUAACUGAAUUGGCCAUGGGAGAUUAGGCCAUGGUCUUACAAGCAAAGUAAAUAGAACAGAGGCCAAGUUUUAGGGGGAUGUCUUGACUUCCUUAGGCUAAGUUUAUUAAAUCACACUGAAGCUACAGUAUUUUCCAGAUGGAAAAAAGUGUACACUACAGUUGAAGAGAUGAACCCUGCUAGGUUGGAUGUUAAAGAGAAACCUAUUAGCCCUUUGGUUUGAAGCCUUCACCUACCCUCCAGAUUCCCUAGGGUAGGAAAGGUCUCCCACAUUAUGCAAUAAUAAAAUAAACCUCUGUGUCUUUGCAGUUGUCAGUUGCUCUUUCAACUCUAGGAUCCAUCGUUGGACCAGAAGCCUGGUCUGGGCCUAGGAUGACACUGGCCCUUGAUGCUAGAGUAGGCUGCACUCUCUCCUUGCAGACUAUGCACAGUGCCUGGGGCAGAAGGAGGAGAGGUGUGGUUUGCCCUGCUGAGCCUCCCCAGCAGGAAUAGUAGUAAUAAAUGCACUUUUCACACUAAAAGUUUAUUAAUUCUCCUGUUAAGUCUAGAUCUUCCCCUAGUAGAUUGCAAACUCAAAGUCUGUGAUCCCAAAGCCAUUCCACUGCAAAUGCCCAGCAGUGAAAGUGGCCCCAUAUUGGGUUCCUGUCUGUAGUGUGUGUGGUAGCAACCCAUGUGCCUUUACCCGUUGUCAAACUUGGAUUUACUCUGUCUUUAUGACUGUCAUGGGGACUUAGGUUCUUCAGAGAGAGAGGGUGAGAAAGUGCUGAUGACAGUGGUUUUACACCCACGCCCGAUAAGGAGUUUGCAUGCAGUGGUGAACUCUGAGGGUUAGUGAGCUGCUGGUCUUGCUGAAGGCAUGGUUGAUCCCUCAUACUUGCUUCAUACAUGAUUGAUGAGAAUCUGGAUUGUGUUGGGGAAGAGACUAUACUCAUGGCUAAUUUGAAGUAUUAAAAUAAGACUGUCCCCUACAAACUUCCUAGUCACACAGGAUCCCUGUAGCCCAAACAGUAUAAGUUCCAGCUGCAGAGAGCAAACCGCUCUCAGCUUGCACAGCACCUUAGUGGAGGGAAGAAUAUAUGGAUAGGGAAUGGGGUGGAGAGGAUGGAAAUUUUGUCACCCAGGUGGCUUUAGGGUCCUAAGGAUUAGAGGAGGACGGCACUGGGGAGGUCUGGUUGGAUCUGUGUAGGAGUUCCCUGUAGAUAAAUUACUGAUCCCCCAACUACUACCCCCAGUAUGUAAUGGCUGAAUUAAUAUGUAAUCAACUGCAUUGUAUCUAAAGCCUUAGAACUAGUCAGGUGCUCCCCCCACCCAAUACCAUUUCUUACCCUCUAAUCCUACCUGAUCUUUAACAAAGCAUUAAUAAUUCUAAGGAUAAUCUCUAUUUUGUUGUGCUUUUUUGUAACUGUUUUAAAUAAAUCAAUUUGUACUGUAUAUUUGUACUUUUGUGAGAUCCUUUUUGCUGUUUUACCAUUUUAAGUCUCUGUACUUGGCUACACACAGAUUGUAUUUUUAUUGUUAAUGCUCUUCUUAUGGAUACCUGCAUUUAACUUGUGGACUAUGUAAACACAAUAUAUAUCAAUAUCUAUAUAUCUAUAUAUCUAUCUAUAUAAACUACUAGCUUUUC
This is a messenger RNA of Heterocephalus glaber (naked mole-rat), 7214 nucleotides long. It is a transcript of the gene Atxn1l, whose product is annotated as ataxin 1 like. Gene Ontology annotation, cellular component: nucleus. The record is from RefSeq and is a predicted model, not a curated record. NCBI's taxonomy places the organism in Eukaryota, Metazoa, Chordata, Mammalia, Rodentia, Bathyergidae. Gene Ontology annotation, molecular function: protein binding; RNA binding. Gene Ontology annotation, biological process: regulation of DNA-templated transcription; anatomical structure development.